Messenger RNA from Lindgomyces ingoldianus, 1516 nucleotides. RefSeq names its product cytochrome P450. Lineage: Eukaryota; Fungi; Ascomycota; Dothideomycetes; Pleosporales; Lindgomycetaceae. Gene Ontology annotation, molecular function: monooxygenase activity; oxidoreductase activity, acting on paired donors, with incorporation or reduction of molecular oxygen; heme binding. The coding region runs from base 59 to 1516 and encodes 485 amino acids. The record is from RefSeq and is a predicted model, not a curated record. The transcript is spliced from 4 exons.
CAACUAACCAAGUAGGGGAGACUCUUUGGUACCUUUCGUCCUCUUGCCACGUUUACCAAUGCCUUCUGCUCAGAUCUACCUCCUUGCUGGCUUCACAGCUCUCACUUUAUGCCUCCUAAAUCGCCUGAUAAAGAACUACUUAGCCCUUCACCAUCUCCAUCUUCCAGGUCCGAUUCUAGCAAAACUCACAUCAAAAUGGCUUCUCGUGAACUUUGCGCGCGGUAACCAGAUGAACGCCGUGCACGCGCUUCAUCUCAAACACGGCCCUGUCGUUCAGAUCGGUCCGCGCGAAAUCUCAUUCUCUUCCGGGAAAGCACUCAAGGAUAUCUAUUCUCCAAUGACGAAAUGCAUGAAAUCUCCGAUCUAUGAGUCCAUGGGCCGUCCGGGGGUAUUUGGCAUGCGGGAUAAGGAACAGCAUCGGGAAAGGAGGAAUCGAGUGGCUCAUGUGUUUGCGAUGAAUGUGCUGAAAGAGCUGGAGCCUGCUGUUCAGGCGCAAAUCGCGAAUUUGACUAGAAUUCUGGGGGAAUGUGGGGGUCGGCCUUUUGAUGUUGUUAAGCCGAUGAGGAUGCUGGCUCUGGAUAUUAUGGUAGGCGAAAUUCUCCUCGGUCAAUGUUUCAAUGCACUGGGUGCAGCGGACCCUCCGUAUUAUGUAACGGUUAUGAACUAUGUCCAUCCGAUGUUCUCAAUUGAUCGAGAAGUACCGUGGCUAGGGGCUUUUCUACGGAUGCUUCCUAUCAAGAAAUACGGUGAACAACAAAUGCGAGAUUCAAUUGCCAAAUUCGGUCGUCAUUCACCACGAAGGAAUAUCAUGACCAAACUCAUCGCUGGCGACCCCGAAAAAGGAACGCUCCCUCUGCCAGACCAGAAUAUUGCGGACGAAGUCAGUAAUUUCAUUUACGCAGCUGUCGACACCACCGGAGUCGUAAUGGCGUACUUCCUCUAUGAAUUAGCAUCGAAUCCUAUAUGGCAAGGCAGACUCCGAGAGGAGUUAAUAAUUGCGGAGAUCCGAGAGAAAGACUUCCCGUACCAGCAGAUACAACAACUACAGGUAUUGCAUGCUUGCAUGUAUGAAACUUUAAGACUUCAUCCCGGAGCUGGGGUUGGUCUUCCGCGGAUCACACCACCUGGGGGACUGCAGAUCGAUAACAUUUUUGUUCCGGGGAAUAUGACUGUUCAUACCCCGACUCUCACGCUUCAGCGCGACCCCUCCGUCUUCCCCAUUCCUGACUCUUUCAAUCCUAGUCGCUGGCUCACUUCCUCGAAUACCUUCGUUGCGAGUUCCGAAAUGCAGGCGCACACGUUCAUCUGGGGUGGCGGGGAGCACAAUUGUGCGGGCCAGAAUAUGGCGACCAUGGAAAUCAAGAUUAUGGCUGCGAGAGUGAUGAGUGAGUUCAAGGUUAGAGUGGAAAGUGAACGGACGCAUCAGAAUAUGCGGAUGCGUGAUCAUUUUGUCAUUGCGCCGAAAGGGGGGAAGGGGUUGCUUGUUUUUGAGAGGGUUGAGGUGAUGAAAGACUGA